AUGUGUCUCUUCCCUUUACUAAUUCAACGUGACGACGAAAUUGCUUUCCAUAUCGUCGUAAUCCAGGUUUUCUUCAAGCACAUUGAGGUUGAUUGUCAUUAUGUUCGGGAUGUGCUUAAUUCUGGUGCUAUUUCUCUUCAUCAUGUUGCUACUGCUGAGCAGCUUGCUGAUAUUCUUACUAAAGCUUUGACUGAGCUAAUUAACACACCAAAAGCUUUGUUGAUUUCCCUUUCAUUAAUUGCUAUGGAUAUGAACUUUCCUCUUUCUAAUUUCACCUUAUCAAUCAUUUUCAUAAUUGUUUUUUCCAUUCUCUUAAGACAUUACAAAAUUGUCCACAAACACAUUACCAAAAAGAAACUUCCACCAGGAGAAAUGGGGCUACCAUGGAUUGGUGAAACCAUAGAAUUUUACAAAGCACAAAAAAAGAACAAAUUAUUUGAAGAAUUCGUUCAACCUCGAAUCGAAAAAUAUGGAAAAACCUUCAAAACAAAACUCAUGGGAGCACCAACAGUAGUUGUAUGUGGAGCAGAGGCCAAUAUGUUCUUCAUGUCCAAUGAAUUCAAAUUGGUAAUAAGUUCUUGGCCUACUUCUUCAGUUGAGCUCAUGGGAAAAAAUUCAAUUAUGGAGAAAAAAGGCGAUAUGCAUCGAUUUCUUCGUGGGAUUAUUUCAUCAAGUCUUACAUAUAUUAGCCUAGAUGCAAUGGUACCCAAAAUUUGUAACACAAUUCAAUCCUACUUGGAAAAAAAUUGUCAUGGCCAAGAAGACCGGACGAUUAAACUUUAUCACCUUACCAAAUCCUUGACGUUCAAGAUUGUAUUCGAGUGCUUUUUAGGGAUCGUAGUCAAGCCAGGAUUACUUGAAACGUUCGAGAGAGUCUUGGAAGGGGCAUUUUCGCCCCCAUUUAAGUUUCCAGGAUCUAAGUUCUCGAGGGCUAUAAGUGCAAGGAUGGAAGUACAGACAUUUCUUGUUGAAGUUAUAAGGGAGAAAAAAAGAGAGAUAGAAUUUGGACACGAUCAGGGAGAAGAAGGGAAAUCAGACGAGGCAUUGCUUUCGCGAUUAGUGAAAGCAAUGAUUCGUGGUGAAGUUAGUGAAGACGAAGUUGUUGAUAAUGUUGUUUUGCUAGUGUUUGCUGCACAUGAUACCACCUCUUUUGCUAUUGCUAUGACAUUUAGGAUGUUGGCUCAUCAUCCCUCUUGCUAUUCUCUUCUCUUUCAAGAACAUGCUAAUAUAAUGAGUAAUAAAAGACCAGGGCAGAUACUCUCUUUGGAAGACACAAAAAAGAUGAAAUACACAUGGCAAGUUGCUCGAGAAAGCAUGAGGCUAUUUCCUCCUAUCUUUGGUUCAUUCAGAAAAGCAAUUGCUGACAUUGAAUUUGAUGGAUUCAUUAUUCCAAAAGGUUGGAAGGUAUUGUGGACAACAUAUGGCACACAUAAUAGUCCAGAGUAUUUUAAAGAGCCCCAAAAUUUUGAUCCAAGUAGAUUUGAAGAGCCUGUUCAACCAUAUGCAUUUAUACCAUUUGGAGGAGGACCAAGACUCUGUGCUGGGUACCAAUUGGCAAAGCUAAACAUUCUUAUAUUUGUUCAUUAUAUUGUGACAAGAUACAACUGGUCCUUAAUAAAUCCUGAUGAACCAAUUGUCAUGGAUCCCCUCCCUUUCCCUUCCCAAGGAAUGCCCAUUAAAAUUUCUCCCAAGUUUUAAUGAAAUAAACUCUGUUAUCACUUUAGUCUUAGGACUUUUGGCUGAUUUAUGUCAACUAAGUAUCAUAAGUAAAUUGCUCCCGGUUAUUCAAUCAUUUGAUAACCAGUUAUGGGACUUCAUUAGUUAUCACCAUGAACAAAUUCGGAAAAAAUCUUAUGUCAAUACCCUUUAAUUUUCAUAUUACUCUUCGACAAAAAGGAAUAUUAUCGUCCAGAG
Lycium ferocissimum is the source of this 1914-nucleotide messenger RNA. RefSeq names its product taxadiene 5-alpha hydroxylase. Gene Ontology annotation, biological process: sterol metabolic process. The coding region runs from base 1 to 1698 and encodes 565 amino acids. The transcript is spliced from 4 exons. Gene Ontology annotation, molecular function: heme binding; monooxygenase activity; iron ion binding. NCBI's taxonomy places the organism in Eukaryota, Viridiplantae, Streptophyta, Magnoliopsida, Solanales, Solanaceae. The record is from RefSeq and is a predicted model, not a curated record.